Messenger RNA from Pelecanus crispus (Dalmatian pelican), 850 nucleotides. The record is from RefSeq and is a predicted model, not a curated record. Lineage: Eukaryota; Metazoa; Chordata; Aves; Pelecaniformes; Pelecanidae.
CGAGAACGAGGAGCUGGAGGAGAUCGCCUCGGCCGACCUGAAGUACCUGCUGCUGCCCGCCUUGCUGGGGGCCCUGACGCUGAAGCAGGUCGACCUGAGCAGGAGGCUGGAGCACCUGGAGAGCGCUCGGGCCCAUUUCUGGCGCUUCCUCACGCUCUGCAGGAGCUACGGGCUGGGCAGCUUCCACCUGCCCCCCGCCAGCCCCCCGGGGGAGGAAGAUGCCGGGAGCCCGUCCCCGGGGGGCCCUGCUGCUGCCCAGCCCAGCCUGGUGGCCAUGGCAUCGAGUAGGCAAGCCAAAAUCGAAAGAUAUAAGCAGAAGAAAGAACUGGAGAACAGGUUGGCUUCUAUGAGAACCUUUGUGGAGAGCGGGCAAGCAGAUGAAGAUCAGAUACGGGAAUUUUAUGUACUACAAAUCCAGAAAUGGAUCAACACCAGCCUUGAGGAAAUUGAGAGUAUUGACCAAGAAAUGGUCAUCCUGAGGAGCAGAGGUACAGCGAAACAGUCUUCAGCACCACGACACGGUACUUCUCAGCAAGUCAGGGCUCCGUUGAAACCUUUCAUUCUUACCCGGGAUGCUGCUCAGGCUAAAGUGUUUGGUGCUGGAUAUCCCGGCCUGCCUACUAUGACCGUGGAUGACUGGUAUGAGCAGCGCCGAAGGCAAGGAGUCGUGUCUGGUCAGAGCGCGCCUCAGCGAACACCAGCAGGUAUAACCGAUGAAGAGUUGCAGAAGCAGCAGCAGGAGAAAAAAGAGGAGGAGGAUGAUGAGGAAGCUCUUCAAAAAGCUCGCAACUGGGAUGACUGGAAAGAUACACACCCGAGAGGCUACGGCAACCGGCAGAAUGUGGGCUGA